This is a messenger RNA of Poeciliopsis prolifica (blackstripe livebearer), 425 nucleotides long. Its product is annotated as mitoregulin-like. Gene Ontology annotation, biological process: positive regulation of mitochondrial membrane potential. The coding region runs from base 34 to 204 and encodes 56 amino acids. The transcript has 2 exons. Gene Ontology annotation, cellular component: mitochondrial inner membrane. Lineage: Eukaryota; Metazoa; Chordata; Actinopteri; Cyprinodontiformes; Poeciliidae. The record is from RefSeq and is a predicted model, not a curated record.
AUCCUGCCGCCCAUCGAGCUGCCAGAGGUGAACAUGGGAGACGUGUCGGAGAGGACCUUGCAGGUCGCGGUGGCGGUUUCUUUCGCUGUGGGUUUCUUGACGGGCUGGCAGGCCAACAGAAUGAGGAGGAGGUUCCUGGACUGGAGGAAGAAGCGGCUGCAGGAUAAACUGUCGGAGACGCAGAAAAAGCUGGACUUGGCUUAAAUGGUCGGCUGUGUGAAGCUGGCUCACUCCGGUCGUCCUUCGUUUUUGGUCUUACCACACCCUGCACAAGUUUGAUCAGGAUACCUGCCAAGCUGUCUUCAAGACUUAUAUCAAAAGAAACAUAUCAUGUGGACAUGUAAUAUAUGGGAGUUUGUCAUGUGUUUUUAUAGCAGUGAGACUUUUUUUCAUAUAAUGCAAAUAAAUUAAUAUAUUCUUUCUUC